Messenger RNA from Gastrolobium bilobum, 1732 nucleotides. RefSeq lists its product as uncharacterized. The transcript is spliced from 11 exons. NCBI's taxonomy places the organism in Eukaryota, Viridiplantae, Streptophyta, Magnoliopsida, Fabales, Fabaceae. The record is from RefSeq and is a predicted model, not a curated record. Gene Ontology annotation, cellular component: cytoplasm. The coding region runs from base 272 to 1510 and encodes 412 amino acids.
CCCUAACCCUAACUGGGCGAAACUCAGAGAGCAAGAGAAACUCGUGAUCAACGGCGAAAAACCGAACCACCCAACCUUCGAUCGCUGAUUUGGGUUUUCCAGUUCAACUGCUCAACUGCUCGACCCAGUGACCCGGCCUUCUGAGUUCUGACCAAAGCAACUUCCAGUGCCGGUGAUACAGCCAUAUAUUUCUGGUAUAUCUCUAAGCCCUACACCUUUACCAUCACUCUCUGCUCUCUACCAGACUAGCAGUUUCUACUCCAUUCCCAAGAUGGACACCGAACAUUUUAGAGAUCCUAUCGACAAGCUCAAGGCUAUUCAAAUUGUUGAUGACCAAGAUGAAGAUGAAGACAACGAUUUUGAUGAUUAUGAUGACGAUGAUGAAGAAUCUGAACCUGUCACUCUUGGUUUUGUUGACAAGCCCAAGAAUCAAUGGUAUCUUUGCCGUCAAUAUUUCCCAAGCAAAGCUGGUGGAGUCCCGGCUUGGCUUGACCCUCUGAAUUUACCAUCAGGGAGGUCCUCUGUGUGUGACAUUUGUGGAGACCCUUUACAAUUCCUGCUUCAGGUUUAUGCACCAACUGAGAAGGAAAGUACUUUUCACCGGAUGCUGUUUGUUUUUAUGUGUCCUUCCAUGACAUGUCUUCUCAGGGAUCAGCACGAGCAAUGGAAACGCUAUCCGGAGAAGCCGUCUAGAAGUGUGAAGGUUUUCCGUUGUCAAUUAGCUCGUGUUAAUCCUUUUUACUCAAGUGAAUGCCCUGAGUAUGAUGGGGGGCACAAACCUACUGGCAAUGGAGCUGCUCUUUGCGAUUGGUGUGGUACCUGGAAAGGAGAUAAGUUGUGUAGUAGUUGCAAACAAGUACGGUAUUGCUCCGAGAAACAUCAGGCUGUGAGUUGGCGCUCAGGGCAUAAAAUUGCUUGCCAGCAGUUGAAAGUUCCGUCAUCUUUUUGUGGACAGAACAAAAGUGGAACCACUUCUUUGGAGUCUCAUAAAGGUCACAGAGUUGGAAGCAACAAUGUGUGGCCUGAAUUUGAGAUCAUCAUUGAAGAUGAAAGUGAAUAUAACAAAGACAAAACUGAUGACAAUACCUUAGCCAAUUCCUUGAUCUCGAGGAACGCGAUUGAUGACACAAUGAAUUCACUUUUGGAUAAUUUUCAGGGUGAUGAUGACAAAAGGAGUUGGGCCUACUUCCAGGAACGCAUUGCCAAAGUCCCUGAACAAGUAUUGAGGUAUUAUAGGAAUACUAAUGCUAAGGCAAUAUGGCCCGUUUCAAGUGGUCGGCCAUCCAAAGCUGAUAUCCCGAAAUGCAUUUACUGUGGUGGACCUAUGUGUUGUGAAUUUCAGAUUUUGCCACAGCUGCUGUAUUACUUCGGGGUUGAUAAUGAAGCGGACUCUUUGGAUUGGGCGUCAAUUGUCGUGUAUACAUGUGAGGCCUCUUGCGAGGCAAGUUUGGCUUACAAAGAGGAACAUGUUUGGGUCCAAAUAUAUUCAGCUUCCACUAUCUUACGGUGAAAUUUUGCUUUUUAAUUUUUGUGCUCAAUGUAAGAGCCUUGGUGGAAGUAUGAGGUGGUAAUAUCUUUAUUUGCUUCAGCCAUCUAUAUUUAGGAUCAUGACAGUUGAUUGUAUAAUUUAAUAGGCUAUUAUUUCUUUUAUACAUAUUUGUUUUUGGUAUUCUGUAUACAUUUAAUCAUUUAUAAAGCAAUGCCUUCUGAGCGUAAAUAACUAACAAAAUAA